Messenger RNA from Carica papaya (papaya), 544 nucleotides. It is a transcript of the gene NEET, whose product is annotated as 2 iron, 2 sulfur cluster binding protein. The record is from RefSeq and is a predicted model, not a curated record. NCBI's taxonomy places the organism in Eukaryota, Viridiplantae, Streptophyta, Magnoliopsida, Brassicales, Caricaceae. Gene Ontology annotation, molecular function: 2 iron, 2 sulfur cluster binding. Gene Ontology annotation, cellular component: mitochondrial outer membrane; intracellular membrane-bounded organelle. Gene Ontology annotation, biological process: regulation of autophagy.
UCUCGUGGUAUUUAAAUCCUCAUUUCAGCAAAUAAUUGAUUUCAAUCACAAACUGUAGAGAUUUGUUAGAAUAAGAGGAAAAGGUCUAGAGGAGGGAAAAGAGGGAGAGAGGAUCAUCUCAAUGGCGUCGAUUUUGAGUAAUGUAGGUGCAGGGCUGUGUUACAGUCGGUCAGCGCCAUGCGAGGGGUGGAAGCGAGGCCGUGGUUCUGUGGUGCCUAGGCGAUUUGUGAUGGUGAGAGCAGAGGGCGGCGGGUCUAUUAAUCCUGAUAUCAGGAAGAGUGAAGAGAAGGUGGUGGACUCUGUUGUGGUGACCGAGCUCGCUAAGCCUCUUACUCCUUAUUGCAGGUGUUGGAGGUCUGGGACAUUUCCUCUCUGUGAUGGAAGCCAUGUGAAGCACAACAAAGCUACUGGGGAUAACGUUGGACCUUUACUUUUGAAGAAGCAGUAGAAGUAAUCUAUCAGAAACCCUGAUUAUCUUUUCUAUUUCAUGUUGAAUUUGCAAAAUAUACUGCAGUGCUUUAAACAUUCAUCAUAUUCAUGUUCA